GCGUCGGAUGGCGGGCGCGGGGCGAGCGGUGCCCACUUGCCUGGUGCUGGGGGUGGCCGGCGGCGGGAAGAGCCUGCUGGCGCGGCGGCUGCGUCAGCUGAGCGCCGAGGAGGGGCCCGCGGAGCUGGGCGAGCCCCCGGCCACGCUGCCCACGGUGGGCACCAACCUGACCGACCUGCGGCUGCCGCGGACCGUGACGCUGCGGGAGCUGGGCGGCUGCAUGGGCCCCAUCUGGCAGAGCUACUACGGCGAGUGCAGCGCUCUGCUGUUUGUGGUCGAUGCCGCCGACCCGACCCAGGUCUCUUCGUCCUGCGUGCAGCUCCUGGCCGUGCUCUCCGCAGCGCCGCUCGCCGCCGUGCCCGUGCUCAUCCUCUUCAACAAGAUGCUGGCUUGGGCUGUGGAGACCCCCGAGCCAGGGGCUGGGCUGGCAGGAGAGCCGGCAUUGUGGGCUGAUGCAGACCGUCCUGCCGGUGCAGUGACCUGCCCUGCUCCAUGUCCGUGGCGGAGAUGAAGUCGCUGUUCCGCAUGCAGGACAUCGUGUCCUGCGCCACACAGCCCAUCACGAUUCUGGAGACCAGUGCCCGUGACGGCACCGGCCUGGCCGAGGUCCUGCAGUGGCUUCGGGCCACCCUCGGAGACCCGCGGUGACACUGGCCCUGCCCAUUGCCUGCACAGACGCUGCCGGGAGCGGUGCUGCAGGCUGGACGUGGGCAGGACCCCGCGGGACUUCACAGUAAAGCUUGCACUGUAUUGAC
Molecule: messenger RNA, 755 nt
Organism: Pezoporus flaviventris
Lineage: Eukaryota; Metazoa; Chordata; Aves; Psittaciformes; Psittacidae
Gene: ARL16
Product: ADP ribosylation factor like GTPase 16
Exons: 5
Coding region: 8-511 (167 amino acids)
Molecular function (GO): GTPase activity; GTP binding
Source: RefSeq, a predicted model, not a curated record